This is a messenger RNA of Pochonia chlamydosporia 170, 1641 nucleotides long. Its product is annotated as MFS sugar transporter. The coding region runs from base 1 to 1641 and encodes 546 amino acids. Gene Ontology annotation, molecular function: carbohydrate:proton symporter activity. Gene Ontology annotation, biological process: transmembrane transport; carbohydrate transport. The record is from RefSeq and is a predicted model, not a curated record. The transcript is spliced from 3 exons. Lineage: Eukaryota; Fungi; Ascomycota; Sordariomycetes; Hypocreales; Clavicipitaceae. Gene Ontology annotation, cellular component: membrane.
AUGGACGUAACCAGCACUCAUCAUGAGCAACAGAACUCCUCAGCAAAGUUCGUACAGGAUGUUCCUGUGCUUCAGUCAGACGAAACUGGCGAGGAACCAGCUCAGAGUUGGUUAGAGAGAAAGUUGAAGCCUUCCAGAAUCUCCGCGCGGUAUCCAAUCAAGGGGAAACCGCUGCUUUUUGCGACAUGUGCAUUUGGCAGUCUCGGCGAUGCUUUGUUCGGAUACAACUCUGGAAUCAUGUCUGGGCUUCUUGUCAACCCAGUCUUUGUAGCCAGAUUCUACAAGGACUACGGCGGCGCAGACGGAACAACUAAUAAAGUCAACCCUUCCAUCACGGGAAUUUCCGUUUCAUGCCUGCAGCUCUCUGCAGCUCUGGGGGCGCUCAUAGCCGGACCACUGGGCGACAUGAUUGGCAGGAAGAAAUGCGUCCGCCUGGGAGCGUUCUUCUACUUCUUCAGUGCCUUUAUUCAGAUAUUCGCCCCUGGAUUCGACACGUUUAUUGCCGGGCGCACGAUCCAGGGUUUUGGCGUUGGGUUCCUUUCGAUGACGGUGCCCAUCAUUCAGACGGAGAUUGCAGCACCACAUCGUCGUGGUCUCAUGGUUGGAAUCGAAUACACAUUUCUUAUUGCCGGAUACAUGCUCUCGUGCUGGGUGGACUAUGGCUUCAACUUUCUUCUCCCAAGCUCAUUGUCGUGGCAAGGGCCGUUCAUUGUUCAGAUUGGGCUGUCCUUCAUUCUUCUGUCAAUGUCUUUUUUCCUUCCAGAAACCCCGCGUUGGCUGGCGAAACAAGGGUUCAUGAAAGAAAGUCUACAGACAGUGGCAGACUUGCACAGCAAGGGAGACGUUGACGCCCCUCACGUCAAGAGUGUGUUCCUCGAAAUCCAAGAGGCCGUCCGUUAUGAGAGAACACUAGGAUCCUCAAGCUGGAAGGAAAUGUUCACCCGCUAUCGCAAGCGUACAAUUGUCGGCAUCACCGUUCAAAUGUUUGCGCAACUCAACGGCAUCAACAUCAUCUCAUUCUAUCUGCCAAGUACUCUCUCCGCCGCCGGCUUUGACGACCGAAAGUCUUUGCUCUACACUGCUGCCAAUGCCAUACCAUAUACCGCUGCAACCAUCACGACAUGGUAUCUAGCUGAUAAAUGGGGUAGGCGACCACUCUUGAUCCUGGGUGGGUUUGCCAUGGCGGCAUUUCUCGGUGUAGUGUGCGGCUUUACGCAGGCCGACAUGCCAAUCGACAUUAAAGCCAAGGGACAGUACGCAUUUGUCAUGCUAUACAAUAUUGUUUAUGGGUUUACCUGGGGUCCAAUGCCAUGGCUUUUGCCAGCUGAGAUCUUUCCGCUCCGAGGACGCAGCAAAGGCAUGGCGCUGGCGACGACUAGCAACUGGAUUUUCAACUUCAUCAUAGGCAUGGCGUCCCCCGACGCCUUUGCAGGGAUACAAGGCUACUUUUACUUGGUCAUUGCGGGCUUUUGUCUCUUCUCCGCCUUCCUUGCCUGGAGCUACUAUGUUGAGACGGCCGGGCAUACGCUGGAGGAAAUUGCCAUGGCAUUUGGCGACAAGGCUUUUAUUGACGCUGACGAGGACGUUGUAAGGAGUACGAAUUUUGCCACCCAGACAAACCAAGAGAAGACCAAAGUUUAG